CCGGGAGAGCCAGGUUCUGCGAAAGUUUUCAAACUUUUUAAUACUUGGUUUGACUCUCAACUCGCAAAAGUGAUGACAGGCACGAGCAGAUUUUAAUAGGAUAUGCUCCCAACUUACCAGUUUUGGGUAAAACUAAGGAAACACUUUUGCUUCUUUUCUUACUGCCGGUUGAGUUCCUUAGCUUCAAAGUAUGACGUAAUUGUUGUUGGUGGAGGUCAUGCGGGAACUGAGGCUGCAGCUGCUUCCUCACGAAUGGGUUGCAAAACUCUACUUAUUACUCACAAAAUAAGUACAAUAGGUGAAAUGUCUUGCAACCCAUCUUUUGGUGGCAUCGGAAAAGGGCACUUGAUGAAAGAAAUUGAUGCACUGGAUGGUGUUUGUAGUCGCAUUUGUGAUAAGUCAGGCAUUCAUUAUAAAAUGCUAAACAAGGCCAAAGGACCUGCUGUUUGGGGUCAUCGCGCUCAAAUUGAUCGAUCAAUAUACAAGAAACUUUUGCAAGAAGAACUUUUUCAAACACCAAAUUUAGAAAUACAUAGUGCUACUGUUGAAGAUCUACUUCUCAAAACGAUGAACUACAAUGAUAAUACUCAGAAAGUAGUUUGUGGGGUUAAACUUGGUGAUGGACAUGUUAUACAUAGUAAAACUGUAAUAAUUACAACUGGUACCUUCCUGAGGGGAAAAAUCAACAUUGGUUUGAAAUCAUAUCCAGCUGGCCGUAUGGACGAUGCACCAGCUAUUGGCCUAGCUGUUACCCUCGAAAAGGAAAACUUCAAAUUAGGGAGACUAAAAACUGGAACACCUCCUAGAAUAAAAUCAUGCUCCGUUAACCUUUCAGAAGUUCAAUCUAUGUUUGCUGACAAUCCACCAGCACCAUUUUCUUUCAUGAAUGAAAAAGUUUGGAUCAAACCUGAAGAUCAAAUCCCAACAUAUAUGACUCACACUACUCCAGAUGUCGAUAAAAUUAUAUUAGACAACCAGCAUUUGAAUUUACAUGUUCAAGAAGAAACUCAAGGACCACGCUACUGUCCAUCAAUUGAGUCAAAGAUUAUGAGAUUUGGGGGACGUUCUCAUCAGGUUUGGCUUGAACCCGAAGGAUUGGAUUCAGAUGUAAUAUAUCCUCAAGGGCUUUCAUGCACUCUUCCAGAAGAUUUACAGCUCAAAAUGUUAAGAUAUAUACCAGGGCUUCAAAAUGCAGUUAUGUUGAAGCCAGGUUAUGGUGUCGAGUAUGAUUUCAUUGAUCCUCGUCAACUGAAGCCGACACUUGAAACUUUCAAAGUAAGAUGUUUAUUUUUAGCUGGGCAGAUAAAUGGUACUACAGGUUAUGAAGAAGCUGCAGCUCAGGGAAUCAUUGCAGGAAUCAAUGCUGCAUGUUCUGUACAAGAUGUUGCACCAUUCAUCGUUAGCAGAACAGAAGCUUACAUUGGAGUUUUAAUUGAUGAUCUGACCACUUUGGGAACUUUAGAACCUUACCGCAUGUUUACGAGUCGAGCUGAGUUUAGACUAUACUUAAGGCCUGACAAUGCUGAUUUUCGUUUAACUGAAAAAGGUUACAAAGUGGGAUGUGUUUCACAGAAACGUUAUUCACGCUUUGUAAAAACAAAGAGCUUAUUAGAAGAAACUAUCGAAGAAAUGAAAUCAGUUACUAAAAGUCCUAAAGAGGUGAACUUAACUUCAAAAUGCCCAUUAAAAAAAAACAUCUUUGAAUAUUUAGUAGUCCCUGGUGUAACUCUUGAAAAAGUUUUGGAAUAUUUGCCUGAAAACUUGAAAAACUCUAAAGAAUUUUCACGCAUUUACCCUCGUGUUUGUAUAGAAGCUUUAUAUUCAUCAUUUCUUGAUAAACAAUUGGCUUUAAUUAAUGAACUUAAAGAAGAGGAAGAACUUCUACUUCCAGAUGAUUUUGAUACCAUGAUGAAAAAUAUACAAGUUUCUAAUGAAGUGAGAAAAAAACUCUUAGAAGCAAGACCAAUAAGUAUUGGUGCUGCAAGACGAAUUCCUGGUAUAACACCAUCAGCAUUAACUGUACUUUUGUAUUAUGUAAAAAAGAAAAACUCCUGUGAAGUAUGUUAAAUUUCAGAGGAUUUAUUUUAGUGAAAGAAUACAUCAAUGUUUUACUUCAAGGUGUUCUACUUUCACAUAUUGCAUCCUGGAAAUAGAAGUGACACAACUCUGACAAAAAAAAUCGUUGGAGAAACUAAAGGUUUUGGCCAAUACUAUAAGGGGAAUUCAAAUGAAACCAGGUCAAUAGUGUUAAGUAACAGCAGAGAUUUCAUAAUAGUUGGCACAUUUAUCCCAUUGCGACACUAAGCGGUCAAUUCCAUCUUUAAAGAAGCUAGUAGGUUGCUAUCGGAUCUAGGACUGAACCCAGUCGCACACUUGAUCGUCCACUGUGAUAUCCGCGAUAUUCGAUGUGUCGUCUGCAAAUAGCUUGUAUUAGAGGUCCAAAAACAUAAAAAGUCACACGGUGAAAGGUCUGCGUGGUGGAUGUUCCAGCUCCACCCUUUCCCACUGAAACUACUACACUUCGUCUUCACCGCAGCCAUAUGUGGACAACAUGCCUGGCCGUUUCGAGUUAAUGGCUCUGUAAAGUGGCUUGAUAACACUGGGCAUUGAUGGUGGUUGCCAGUUUCAGGUACUCAACAAGCAGUGGGCCUCCUCCCCGAGUGGGCCCUUGUAGUCAAAAUAGGACAUGUUUUGUAGUGGAUAACUUGUGUGACCACCUUUAACCAUGCUGUCACUGUGCAACAUAAAACGUUGUGCAUGCAUGAGUCUCUCUACCAAUAAAUGGUGUCUCCAUACAUGCAGUUACAUGGCAUCGGCUAAAUGUGAAGUUAGACGGCUAUGUGUUAUCUGCUAAUGUGAGGUUAGAUGCAUCGACUUGGUUCCAUUUGAGUGAACCUUUUCAACCAAAACUAGCAGUUGCCAUUGACAAAGAAAAAAAAAGUUUUUUGAGCAACUAAAAAAUGCAUUGCUGGUCGCCAACAAUAGCAGCCUACACUUUCUUCAUUUAUUCCCCC
This is a messenger RNA of Uloborus diversus, 3014 nucleotides long. RefSeq names its product protein MTO1 homolog, mitochondrial-like. Gene Ontology annotation, biological process: tRNA wobble uridine modification; tRNA methylation. The coding region runs from base 103 to 2067 and encodes 654 amino acids. Gene Ontology annotation, molecular function: flavin adenine dinucleotide binding. NCBI's taxonomy places the organism in Eukaryota, Metazoa, Arthropoda, Arachnida, Araneae, Uloboridae. The transcript is spliced from 17 exons. The record is from RefSeq and is a predicted model, not a curated record. Gene Ontology annotation, cellular component: cytosol.